CUUGCUCUGAAGUGUCAUCCCAGCCCUGUCGGUUCUGUAAUCGAUUAUUUUUCACGUAAUUGUUUUUUAUUAUGAAGAUAUUGUAUACGAGAAACAAACUUUUAAUAUGGUCUUAGUGCAUCGCUAGCACUAGUGAAAUCGCCGGACCGUUUUGUUGUGCAUUAGUUCAUUCGUAUUACAAUAUGGCACAUAAGGAGGAAGAUGAGCCUUUUCAAGAUGAAGACGUUUAUAUCAACCCCGAAGAUGGUAUGCCUAAUAUUCAUCCCAAUAUAGCUAAUUUAGAACAUGAAAGUGACUCACAGGACGAAGUCAACGAUUUGGACGACAUACCGAAGUCUGUUAUUGUCACAAACAUUCAUAGUGACGUUUUCGGAAACGCUAAACUAAAAGCAGAGUUGGAAGAUCUUUUCCGAACCUUCUCGGAUAACAUAACAUUUCAGUGGCUCCGUAGUUUUAGACGGUUGCGUGUGAACUAUGACAGCCCGUUGGCGGCCGCUAACGCCCGUGUGCAACUACACCAGUAUCAGUUCUAUAACUCGUGUAUAAACUGUUACUUCGCUCAGCCGGUGACGCCCGUUUCUUUUAAGAAUUUGAGGCCUCCCGCUCCCGUAAAGCAAUAUUUGAUUUCUCCGCCAUCGAGCCCGCCGGUGGGAUGGGAGCCGCGAGAGGAGGGGGAGCCGCUGGUGAACCACGACCUGCUGGCGGCGCUGGCGAGCCUGGCGCCGGGCGAGAGCCACGAGCUGCACGCGCCCACCCCCACGCAGCCGGCCAUCGUCGUGCACACGGCGCUCGCCCCCGAGGGCCCCCCGCGCCCCUGUGCGAUUCCCCACACUCGCUGUCCUAAUUAUUGAUAUAUUUUUUUAAUCUAAUUACUACUUAGUGUAGAAGUUCGAGUGCUUUUUAUUCAUUCAACACCGCCACCACAAUACAGGCAACACCGGUAUCAUGGAACACCAAAGAAUGUAUUAUGAGUAAACAACAUGUAACUCUCGAAAUUGUUGACAUGCCAUGUGGGCUUGUAUUAAGUUAGGCUGAAUAGUAUAAUAUUAAUUGCUUUAACAUAUAGUUUAUUAUUUAAUUUAACAUGUAAAAGUUGAAUUGGUGCUAUUCUUAUUCAAAAAGGAAUUUAACAAUGUUUAUUUAUGUAAUUGUUUUAUAUUGUAUAGUACAUGUUGGCUUAAUAUAGAUCAUUAUGUUUUAAACAAUAUUUAAGAGGGUAAUCUUGGUAGGUUUGUGAAUAUACUUAUUGAUUAAGUUUCAAUUGUAGGGUGAAUCCACGUAAAAGUAAUGUGUGUCACGACUUCAUUAAGUGUUUAUUUGAACUACAGCUGUAAAUGAAAGGAUCUAUGCAUAUAUCUGGAAAGCACUUAUUUAGAGAUAGAUUACGACUUGAAAUUGCAUCAUGAAUAAAUGGAGCAAGCCAUAAAAUUGUGACUCAUGUUACUUUUGCUGCGGAUUGA
Messenger RNA from Leguminivora glycinivorella, 1460 nucleotides. It is a transcript of the gene sra, whose product is annotated as protein sarah. NCBI's taxonomy places the organism in Eukaryota, Metazoa, Arthropoda, Insecta, Lepidoptera, Tortricidae. Gene Ontology annotation, cellular component: cytoplasm; nucleus. The transcript has a single exon. Gene Ontology annotation, biological process: calcium-mediated signaling. The coding region runs from base 183 to 851 and encodes 222 amino acids. Gene Ontology annotation, molecular function: nucleic acid binding; calcium-dependent protein serine/threonine phosphatase regulator activity. The record is from RefSeq and is a predicted model, not a curated record.